Drosophila rhopaloa is the source of this 1342-nucleotide messenger RNA. RefSeq names its product CD209 antigen-like protein E. Lineage: Eukaryota; Metazoa; Arthropoda; Insecta; Diptera; Drosophilidae. The record is from RefSeq and is a predicted model, not a curated record. The transcript is spliced from 3 exons. Bases 225 to 1136 code for a protein of 303 amino acids.
ACCAACAGUGUGUGGUCUCGGAAUAAAAAGAGUGAAUUCAGUUUGGAAUAUAAACGUGUUUUUUUGCUAAGAGAUAUCCAUUUUGCAUUGGCUACUAAAAUAGAAUCGAAUCGAGUCCCGUUGGGAAUACUUAUUUCUGCACUGGUCACUCUUAUUCCUGAGGAUUCUUGUGCUUCGCACAUGCCACUGGCAGCACUCACGCAUUCGAUUCUGUCGUGUUAAUAAUGUAUUGUUUCGGAUUUUGUAUCUUCUACGCCAUUGUAGGCUGCAAUCUGUAUGGAAAUGUGUAUUCCGAAAAGACAGGUUAUGCAUAUCCCAUUGCCAAUAAACCCCAGCAGACACAAAUUCCACAAUCCAAUCUUAAUGCAAAACUAGCCCAUAUAAGCGCUGUUCAAAUGAAAACCCUGAAGAAGCUGGAACAAAUUAAAAAAACAAAUCUAUUGAAUAUGGAAAGAAUUCAUAAAGAAACACUAGCAAAAAUGAACGGAAUGCAAAAAGACGAACGAUGUGUUGUGACGGAUGCCACAAUUCAAUGUGGGGGGUUCUGUCUUUCAGCACUUCAUCCUUUAGUUGAUGAUAUUAGUUACAUUCAGAAAGAAAUUGACAGUCAAAAAGAAAGCCAGGCCAAUAUCAAAAUAAUUCAGAAGGAAACACUGGAGAUACUACAAGAAAUCCUGCUGAAAUUAACCGCAAUUCAAAAAGUAAAUGAAGCGAAUACACCUAAGAGACAGCAAAUUGAAAGUCGACUCAUUCCGCCAGGAUUUGAACUAAUUGGCUCAAGAUAUUUUAAUAUUGUAACAGAUACUAAAAAUUGGGCUGAUGCUGAAGUAACCUGUCGUCAAAGGGGAGGUUAUUUGGCAACCAUCCAAAAUCAAGAGGAGUAUGACGCCAUAAAACCGAAACUUAUGAAAAAUUCUUGGUACUGGCUGGGUGUUAACGAUAUCAAAGAAGGGGGCCAGUAUGUAUCUGUGGCUUCUGGACACCUUGCCCAAUUUUUUAUGUGGAAUGACCUCCACUACGAACCCAAUUCCUUCGAAGGCGAGGGGGACUGCGUUUCAAUGAUAAAUGAUGAAAUGUAUGAUGCAGCAUGCGAAGAUCUAAAGUAUUUCAUUUGCCAAUUAGACAAUUUAGUCUAGUAAAAAAUUAAUAAAUUAUUUUAAAACGAUUUCUGCAAACACACGAACAAAAAUAAAAAAAAAGUCCAAAAGGCAGCACCAUGACAGCAGCAGCAGCCGCAUGGAAAACUCUCAAACUCAUCGCAAUCGGAUCAAAAAGAAUAAAAGAGAAAUCUCUUUUUUCUUGAAAGAAGUCGUAUAAACAAAAUCAUAUAUUUUUUUCGAGC